AUGGAUAUAUUUGGAAAGCCAAAAGCAAUUGUCUACAUAGUUGAAUUCCAGAAGCGUGGCCUUCCCUACUGUUACAUUUUGUUUUUUAUUCAGCCAAAUGAGAAGCCUCGAUCCUCCGAUGAUAUUGACCAUCAUAUCUCAACUGAGAUACCUAACGAACACCUGCAACCUAAGAUACACAGAUUAGUCCAAAAGUUCAUGGUUCAUGGACCCUGUGGGGUUAUAAAUAGGAGCAGCUCAUGUAUGGUUAACGAAAAGUGUUCCAAGUUCUAUCCAAUGGUCUUCCAUGAGAAAACAGCCAUAGACAGUGCAGGUUUCCCAAAGUAUAAAUGUUCGGAUAAUGGCCAUACAACGAGCAAGAAAAAUGUUAACAUUGACAAUUGGUUCAUUGUUCCCUAUAAUGUGACGUUGCUUCUUAAGUAUGGUUGUCACAUAAAUGUUGAGUACACUUUCCAGACGUCAGCUAUAAAGUAUUUGUUUAAGUACGUGCACAAAGGUAAUGACUGUAUCACAACUUCGUUUUUCCUAUCACAUGGUUCAGAUGAUUCAGCUGUUACUGUGAAUGAAAUCCAAAAUUACUACGAUUGCCGAUAUAUAUAUGCCUGCGAGGCAUCCUGGAGGCUAUUUGGGUUUGAGAUUCAGUUCAAAAAGCCUAACGUCAUACGCCUUCCAUUCCACUUGCCGAAUGAACAGAAUGUUUUGUACGAAGAUCAUCAGCUUAUUGAAAAUGUAAUCGAGACUGCAAUUUCAAAGGAUAGUAUGUUAAUUGGAUGGUUGAAGGCUAACAAGGAUUUUGAUGCUGCCCGUACCCUUAACUACGCGGAGAUGCCGUUGUGUUUUGUUUGGGAUAAGCAGGGGCAUAUAUGGAAGCCAUUUAAAGAAGCCUGUUAUGCUCUCGGGCUGUUACAAGAUGACAGAAAAUUUAUUGAUGCAAUUAAUGAAGCCAGUUCGUGGGCUUCACCAAAUUAUAUCAGGAGGUUGUUUGCAAUGCUUUUGAUGUCAAAUAACAUGGUCCGCCCCGACAUAGUCUGGGAACAAUGUUGGCAACAUUGUGCAGAUGACACGAUGUUUGAUAGGAGACAUAAUUUAGGUGAACACUAUGGCGAAGUAGUUUGUGAUGUUAACCUCUUCUAUUAUGGGUUUAAAUUUCGAGCAUUCACUGAUGAGAUCAAGUCCACCACUCUUGCCAAAAUUGAAAAAUUAUUGCAGCUGAAUGGUAGGACGCUUAAAGAAUUUAUUGACUUGCCGUUUUCGAAUUUGGUGGAUUCCAUUGAAUCUCCUGACACAGUCUACUUUGAUGAGCUCAAUUUCAAUAAGAUCGAGUUGGCAAGUAUUUCUAUUGAUUUAUUUUCCUUCUUGAAUCGAGACCAGCGUGUCGCGUAUGACACAAUAUUCAAUGCAGUCAGUCAUGGCAUAGGUGGUUUUUUAUUUGUUUAUGGAUGUGGUGGAACUGGAAAGACUUUUCUAUGGAAUGCGCUUUCCGCUUCAAUAAGGUCGAAAGGUCAUAUUGUUCUAAACGUGCCAUCCAGUGGCAUUGCAGCGCUAUUGUUGCCUAAUGGGCAAACUACUCAUUCACGCUUUAAAGUUCCACUCAGUGUUAACCAAGAUUCCAUUUUGCUCGACAAGUGCCUUAAGGAUGUUCUUCGUUUUGAUCAUGGAUAUAAUCCUAAUGCUCCAUUUGGUGAAAAAUUUGUUGUUCUGGGAGGUGAUUUCUGUCAGAUAUUGCCUGUGAUUCCUCGUGGUUCCCGGGAAGAGAUUGUUCAUGCGUGCGACGAGUUAUUCGGAGACAGUACUGAUGGCGAAUCGGUGAUUAGAAUACAAGACAACUUGCUAUUGGAUAUUGAGUCUCUGGGUCUCCACGAUUUGGUGUUGUUUGUUUAUCCUGACAUUUUACUCCGUACCUCUAGUGUGGAUUAUUUUAAGGACAUGAGUAUAUUGGCACCAACACUUGAUGUUGUGACUGAAGUUAAUAAUCAUGUGAUGUCUUUGAUCCCUGGCAAUGAAAAGGUUUACCUGGGCUCUAACACACUGCUUAAUGAAGAUGGUCACUUAGAAUCUGAAUUAUACACAAUGAGCACAGAGUUAGUUCUUAAAAUUGAUGUUCCUGUCAUGCUUCUUCGCAAUAUUGACCAAUCUAAUGGACUAUGCAACGAUACGCGAAUGCAAGUUAGGCGAUUUGGUGAUCAUGUCAUUGAGUGCGUCAUAUUAGCAGGUCGUAAUAUUGGUGAAGUUGCCUUUAUCCCAGGAUAA
Arachis stenosperma is the source of this 2250-nucleotide messenger RNA. RefSeq lists its product as uncharacterized. The record is from RefSeq and is a predicted model, not a curated record. The transcript has 7 exons. NCBI's taxonomy places the organism in Eukaryota, Viridiplantae, Streptophyta, Magnoliopsida, Fabales, Fabaceae. Gene Ontology annotation, biological process: telomere maintenance; DNA repair. Gene Ontology annotation, molecular function: DNA helicase activity. The coding region runs from base 1 to 2250 and encodes 749 amino acids.